This is a messenger RNA of Nannospalax galili (Upper Galilee mountains blind mole rat), 411 nucleotides long. It is a transcript of the gene Cimip1, whose product is annotated as chromosome unknown C20orf85 homolog. The coding region runs from base 1 to 411 and encodes 136 amino acids. The record is from RefSeq and is a predicted model, not a curated record. The transcript is spliced from 4 exons. Lineage: Eukaryota; Metazoa; Chordata; Mammalia; Rodentia; Spalacidae.
AUGGCGCAGAAACCGCUCAGCACUAUGGCGGCAGAACGCAUGAACCUUGUGGCCCAGGACGAGAUCUGGAGAUACCGUCUGAAGGCCGAAUCUGAAGCCCAGCAAAACUGGCCCAAGAAAUGGGGAUUUUUAACAACUUCCCUCCAAGAGUUGCUCAAGAGUGAAGCAGUGCACACCCCAAAGCCUAAGAUUGAGCUGCCCAGCCACUUCGGCAUCCGGCCAGUGAGCCCCAUGGACAAGUACAUCAAGGUCCUCCCAUCCCCGCCAGUACCACAGACAGCCCAGGGCUUCAUCAGCUGGCGAUCUGGGGUACCAGGCCUGAACAAGUACUUGGAGCAGGAUCCAGAGAUCUACAGCUGCAAAGGAGCCUAUGCUCGAGAGCUGCACUGGCCGGAGCAAGGAGUGCACUGA